UGUUCUUGGCCAUCCUCGGUGCUGAUCCCUCAGUUACAUUGGAUAGCUAACUUCGUUCCGGAUUCCGUGUCCGACUUGAUCACACUGCUGGUACUGGGCUGUUUGGCCCUCCCUCUUGGUUCACGCCUUGCCCGCUUCCACAAUCGUGUUCCUCUUCGGCCGUUCUCCCGUCGGUCUUCGGUGUGGUCUGGGCCGGUCUCGCACGCCCAUGGCCCGUUAGGCGUGCUGUCGUCAUCGAAUCGAGCGUCCCACCUCCGGUUGGACCCGUGGUCGGUCGUCCUUGAACGCUAGUCUUACUUAACGAAAGACAUCGCCCCGUCCUGGUUUGGAGGCGUGAACGCCAUCCUGGUCCUGGCCCGCCUGGAACCGCACGCGGAUUGCACGUAACGUGACCGUGGGAUGAGCGUGUGAUUGACCAUGACCUCGCUCUCCACCUCCCCGCCCACGAUCGGUGCCAUGUCUCAGGCUGCACUGGCCGUGCCCACGGGUGGUGUAUUACCCGGACCUUUGAGCCCCACGCACGUCAUCAAACAAGGCUGGUUACAAAAACGCGGUGAACACAUCAAGAAUUGGCGUCCUCGUUACUUCAUCUUGAAAGACGAUGGCAUGUUUUUGGGGUUCAAGACCAAGCCCACCGCCGACACCGAUCUUACGGAUCCGCUCAAUAAUUUCACGGUCCGCAAUUGUGAGAUCAUUGAGUCGAAUCGACCCAAGCCGUUCACCUUCGCCAUUCGUGGGCUCCAGAUGACCACCAUCGUGGUCCGCACCUUCCACGUCGAUUCUGAAGACGAUAGGCGUGAUUGGGUUUCUGCCAUUGAGAAGGUGAAACUGAAGUUGGAAGAUGAAAACAUGGAGACAGAAGAAACGUCCGAAGAUAACAGCAAGUUCGUGGAUAUGUUCAAAAACACGGGCAAAAGGCGACACAGAGAUGGACGAUGUAAAGUGACGCUCGAGAAUUUCGAAUUCAUCAAGGUGCUUGGAAAAGGAACGUUCGGCAAAGUGAUUCUUUGUCGUGAAAAAUCCACCCAGAGUUUGUAUGCCAUCAAAAUUCUGAAAAAAGAAGUCAUCAUUCGGAAAGAUGAAGUAGCUCACACGCUCACAGAAAAGAAUGUCCUUCAGAAGACCAAACAUCCAUUCUUGUUGCAAUUGAAAUAUUCCUUCACGACAGUGGAUCGUUUGUGUUUGGUGACGGAAUACGUGAAUGGUGGUGAAUUGUAUUUCCAUUUGUCCAAGGAGAGACAAUUUUCAGAGGAUAGGACACGAUUCUAUGGGGCAGAGAUCAUCUGCGCCAUCAGCUACCUUCACAAGUUGGGCAUUAUCUACAGAGACCUGAAGCUUGAGAACCUGUUGCUCGACCAACAGGGUCACAUCAAGAUUGCCGAUUUUGGGCUGUGCAAAGAGGACAUUCACUGGGGGAACACCACAAAGACGUUUUGUGGCACUCCCGAAUACCUGGCUCCAGAGGUUCUAGAGGACAGUGAUUAUGGUCGGGCUGUGGACUGGUGGGGCGUGGGAAUCGUUAUGUACGAGAUGAUGAGUGGUCGUCUCCCUUUCUACAAUCAUGACCACGAGGUCAUGUUUGAGCUCAUUUUGGUAGAGGAAGUCAGAUUCCCGGGUUGCAUGUCACCCGAAGCGCGCGAGCUCUUAUCCGGACUCCUCAUCAAGGACCCGAACAAACGACUUGGCGGAGGUCCAGAGGACGCGGCCGAAAUAACCACCCAUGUGUUCUUCCAAACUAUUGACUGGAAUCUCUUGAAGGAAAAGAAGCUGGAGCCUCCAUUCAGACCCCAAGUCAUGUCUGACACGGACACUCGCUACUUUGAUACCGAGUUCACGGGUGAGUCGGUCGAGCUCACCCCGCCCGAUGAAGGCGGCCCUUCAGAGUUCUCGGCUAUUCAAGAGGUGGACGAGUCGUUUUCUCAAUUCUCCUAUCAAGAUCCUGGCUCAGUGAUGACCACGGGCUCACUCCAUAGUCGAAACUCUCUUCCAAUUCAUUCAGAAUGAUUCUUUAGUCGUGACCUCAACUCAUGAGGAAAAAAAAUGAAGCCUUUCUUCGCUGGUGUCUUGUGUGGAACUCGGGUUAAUAUCACGAGAGCACAAUGUUUGGACAAAAGUGAUUCAAGACUGGUAAAUUGUUAGUGUUCAAGUGGCUCAUGAAUAGUGAUGGAUUUAUGCAAUUGACGACAGAGGUGACAACUCAUGCUAGGCGCAUAAACAGCCUUAUUUUACGUUCGCAUGAUUAUCAAGGCAUCGUGGAACAAAUCUUGAACACCUGAGAAGCCUUUGGAUUCAGAUCACGCGAAUGUCUGUUCAACUUAAAACAUCCUACACUCUCAUCAACAACGUACACGUAGAGGCGACAAUAACUCAUACGAUACCAAAAAUCCCGCCGUGAGUCCAGUCUGGAAAAUUCCAUGAUUCAAUCGAAUCUUUAAGCUGACACUCAACCAACAAUCCCAUGCAUCGUAAUGAGACAAAUGAACUGUUCCUUAGAGAAAUGACCUAACGGGGGUCGAUCCAUAAGCAUUUCCCUUCCCUUUGGAUUCAGCGACUUAAAUGAGAACCAAAACAUAUUGCCCUUUCAUAUUGAAUCUCCUCGAUAUAAAACACGCAAAACAAACACCUCCCACCAACCAGCACUUCAUAUUAUAAUGAUGAUAUUCUAGAUUACCGUUAAUGCGACUCCUUCUUUCCCUUUGCCUCCGCCUCCACCUACUCCCUGUACUCUUACUACCACUUUUUCAUGAAAUGUUGGGCUUCCCGUCCCACGAGUCCUAUUUCUUCUAUUACUACUAGCACUGUAAUCACUUGAAUACUAUCAUGAUUAUUGAUACUGUCAUCAUUACUACCGCAACUAAUACUGCUAUUAUUAAUAUUAUCUUUAUCAUCAUUAUGAUUAUUAUUUUCAAUAUUACUAAGUAACUUCUGGAACAGAACGGUUUAUCUAUCUUUUUAAACAUGAGAUGGAACGAGCUGUGAGGUUGUUUAAUUAUGCCAAGUCGUUGAAUUUGUUGGUAUAAGGUCAAAUAAUGGCGUCGUAAAUCAGAUGGUAAAUAAACGCUCGCAGUAACAGCGAAUGAA
Messenger RNA from Tigriopus californicus, 3081 nucleotides. It is a transcript of the gene Akt, whose product is annotated as RAC-gamma serine/threonine-protein kinase-like. Gene Ontology annotation, biological process: protein phosphorylation. The record is from RefSeq and is a predicted model, not a curated record. The coding region runs from base 418 to 2004 and encodes 528 amino acids. The transcript has 9 exons. Gene Ontology annotation, molecular function: ATP binding; protein serine/threonine kinase activity. Lineage: Eukaryota; Metazoa; Arthropoda; Copepoda; Harpacticoida; Harpacticidae.